Molecule: messenger RNA, 936 nt
Organism: Lottia gigantea (owl limpet)
Lineage: Eukaryota; Metazoa; Mollusca; Gastropoda; Lottiidae
Exons: 1
Coding region: 16-837 (273 amino acids)
Source: RefSeq, a predicted model, not a curated record
UCCUUUCUUGUUAGAAUGGCUAUUGUUACAUUGGUAUUCCUUCUUAUCAUUGGAGCCGUUUCAGCACAGCCAUAUGCUGAUCCAAAUGAUGCUGAAGUUCCCACUGAUGCACCGACUCACCCUCCAGUAGAUGUAUCGGGAACCGAGUUUUGGGAUAAAGAAACAUUGGAUACGCUUCUGAAAGUCUUCGAGAAAGACGGCUUUGUCAACAUCACCACUGUGCCAGUAGGUGGAGAUGAACAGGGAGAUUCAGAUCCGAGAAAGAAGAGAUCUGCUGGUUACUUUGGUGGUGGUGGAGGUUGUGGUUCCUAUCCUGGAGUAGGAGUGCGUUUCUCAAGUUGCUUUACCCCAGGAAGAGUUGUAUAUCAGAAUAACCAUAUCGUCCAUAACUACUAUAGAACUGGGGGAUAUGGAAAUUGUAUGAAUUAUUUCAAAGCACUUCCUCUUGUCAGUGUUCAUCCGGUGUCAGGUGGCUACAGUGGACAACUUUUUGGUGGUCAUGGUAGAACGUACACAGUUAAUGCAUGUGGAAGUUGUUAUGGUGGUAAUUCGGGUAUAGGAAUUAGAUGUAACAACGCUCCCUAUAAUUAUUUAUCCAGACAGUUUGUAUUUACACCAUCUGUCAAUAAUAUCAAUGUGAAUAAUUUCCAUGGUAAUGGAGUAGGUUAUGGUGGAUAUGGUGUAAGAGUAGCUGCACCCGUGGCUGUUGCUGCAGCCCCUGUAGCUGUUGCUGCAGCACCUGUAGCUGUAGCAGCUGCACCUGUUGCUGUCGGAGCUGGUUGUUAUGGUGGUAGUUGUGGAGGGUAUUCUGAUGGCUGCCAUGGUGGUCAUUGUUAGGAGAUUGAAAUGAACUGGUUUAUCUGCGACAAUUUUACAUAUAGUUGUAUAUUUUGAAAUUAUAAACUAUGCAUUUGAAAUAAAAGAUUGUACGUCUUU